CGAGCCGGCGCUGGCCGAGCUGCGGGAGCCGCCGAGAGCACCAGCCGCCGCCGCCACCGCCGCCGCCGCCGCCGCGGGAGCUGCUCCAGCCGCACCAUGCGAGAACUGGCCAUCGAGAUCGGGGUCCGAGCCCUGCUUUUCGGGGUCUUCGUUUUCACAGAGUUUUUGGAUCCAUUCCAGCGAGUCAUCCAGCCAGAAGAGAUCUGGCUCUAUAAAAACCCUUUGGUGCAGUCAGACAACAUACCUACCCGCCUCAUGUUUGCAAUUUCUUUCCUCACACCUCUGGCUGUUAUUUGUGUGGUGAAAAUUAUCCGGCGAACAGACAAGACUGAAAUUAAGGAAGCCUUCCUAGCGGUGUCCUUGGCUCUUGCUUUGAAUGGAGUCUGCACAAACACUAUUAAAUUAAUAGUGGGAAGACCUCGCCCCGAUUUCUUUUACCGCUGCUUUCCAGAUGGAGUGAUGAACUCGGAAAUGCACUGCACAGGGGACCCCGACCUGGUGUCCGAGGGCCGCAAAAGCUUCCCCAGCAUCCACUCCUCCUUUGCCUUUUCAGGCCUGGGCUUCACGACGUUCUACUUGGCUGGCAAGCUGCACUGCUUCACCGAGAGUGGGCGGGGGAAGAGCUGGAGGCUCUGCGCGGCCAUCCUGCCCCUGUACUGUGCCAUGAUGAUCGCCCUGUCCCGCAUGUGCGACUACAAGCAUCACUGGCAAGAUUCUUUUGUGGGCGGAGUCAUUGGCCUCAUUUUUGCCUACAUUUGCUACAGACAGCACUACCCCCCUCUGGCCAACACAGCUUGUCACAAACCCUACGUCAGUCUCCGGGUCCCCACGUCGCUGAAGAAAGAUGAGAGCCCCACAGCCGACAGCGCGCCCAGCCUGCCCCUGGAGGGCAUCACAGAGGGCCCCGUAUGACCCGAGCCUCGGAGGAUGGACGCUGAGCCCAGGGCACGCUCUUCCACCCCGACCCCAUACCGCAAUAGAAGGGGUUUUCUCUAGUGUGUUUCUCAUCAGUUACUCCUCAAAGUUAUCCUUCUGUUUCCAUUUUGCCGAUGGUGUUCCUGCUACUUUAAACGUCUACUUUCAACUCUCCCGAACGUGCAAAGGAAGGACCCAGGAACAUGAUCCAGGAGACGCGUGUGGAAAGAGGCUGCAAGGGUGGGCGGAUGCAGCUUGGGCGGUUCCUCUAUCUGAAAUGUUUGCUGUCACAGCCCCCGUCCUAUGUUUUCAUGGGUGUAAAACAUAAUAAAACCUCCCACUUGGAA
This is a messenger RNA of Sus scrofa (pig), 1262 nucleotides long. It is a transcript of the gene PLPP4, whose product is annotated as phospholipid phosphatase 4. Gene Ontology annotation, molecular function: phosphatidate phosphatase activity. Lineage: Eukaryota; Metazoa; Chordata; Mammalia; Artiodactyla; Suidae. Gene Ontology annotation, cellular component: membrane. The record is from RefSeq and is a predicted model, not a curated record. Gene Ontology annotation, biological process: phospholipid metabolic process; phospholipid dephosphorylation.